AUGGCCUCCGUGCCUGCUGCGCCUGUCUCCUCGAGGUCCCGUCUGAGGCCGCACUUAGACCCCACUCCCGCUGCAUUAGCAGCAGGCCCAGCAGCAGCAGCAGCAGCAGCCGCCGCAGCAGCAGCAGCAGAGCGGCGUGAGGCAGCUUUUGAGCUCUCCUCGUCUCGGGCUGCGUUGCAUGCAAGUAGGUUUGAUGAAGAUGACUCUGAGGGGCCCCCUGCUGCUCUCUUCGUGGGGUUGCUGCUGCUGCUGCUGCGCUGCGCUGUCUUGGGGGCUCUCUGUUCUGUACACCCCGCUAUAUUUUCUCCCCUAGAUAUUGGAGGAGCAGCAACUUGGACUGUUGCUGCUGCUACUGUUAUCGCCUACUUCAUUGCUGCAAGGACCGAUCCUGGGGUGCUGCGGUACUGCCCCUCUUUGCUGCUGCCGCCUGAGCAGCAGCAGCUGCUGAAGCGCCGGAGCAGCAGCAACACCGGCAGCAACCGACGGCGGAGCUUGGAGGCAGCAGCAGACGAAAGCUGGGAGAGCAGCAGCAGCAACUACAGCACGGGGGAGGUCUGUUAUUACAUCGGAGGGGAGGCAGUACCAGCAGCAAAGGCAGCAGCAGCAGCAGCAGCACGGGGAAGGCAGCAGCAGCGGUGGAGGCGCCCAUCUCGUGGUAAGGGCCUCACCCGCUUCUUGAGGAGAGACAGAAGGGAGUAUGAAGCCCCGCAUGCGCUUCGCAGCAGCAACCUUAGCAGCAGCAGCAGCAGCAGCAGCAGCAGCAGCAGUGGCGAUGACAGGAGAAGGCGAAACAGCAGCAACAGCAGCAGCAACACCCGCAAUGACUUGUCACCGUUGAGCCCGCCCAGAAGCACACACGCAGUUGCUGCACGUUCAGCUGCUGCUCGCAGCAGUCACCGCAGCAGCAGCAACAGCAGCAGCAGCCGCAACAGCGGCAGCAACGAUAGCCUGGAUCGCUUUUGUGCGGAACAGGCGCACACUGGCCCCCUUGAGUGCAGCAGCAGCAGCAGGAGCAGCAACAGCGAUGCAUACGAGAAGCACCACAGCAGAAACAACAACAGGGGCAGCAGCAGCAGCAACCGCAGCAACAGCAUACGCAUCCCAGUAGCUGCAGCAGCGUCUUGGAAUACCCCGACCUUUGGCUAUGCGCGUGAUGCGCAGACGCAGCAGCAGAAACACCAGCAGGAGCUGCAGCAGCAGGAACAGCAGCAAGAGGAGGAGGAGCAGCAGCAGCAGCAGCACGACUUGCAGCAACAGCCCCGUCUCUUCACAAGGGAGCAGCCGGUCAGCGCCAUGCUGCCACGCAGCUCAAGCGAAGAAGACAUUGAUGGUUUCACCACUGAGAUCUCCUUGAUGCCGCAGCAGCAGCAGCAGCAACAGCAACAGCAGCAGCAACAGCAGGAACUGCAGCAGCAGCAGCAAGUGCAGCAGCAGAGGCAGUGGGAGCAGCAGCUUAACCUCCCCCUACCUGUCGUUUCUCGGGGCGCAGCCUCAGGAGGGCAUGCUAAUAUGGAGCUCAUUCCGAUGCAGGUGCAGCAGCAGCAGCAGCAGCAGCUCUGUGAGCAGCAGCAGGAAGAGCGCGAGCAGCAGCAGCACCUUCCCCUUGCUGCUUCCCUGUGCGGUAUGCCUGGAGACACUUGGGCUGAAGCGGGGCCCCAGCCAGCGUCUCUGCGGCAGGUGUACAUAAGCUGCAACAAAGUGCUGCACUUUGACAGCAGCAGCAGCAGCAGACACCGAAGCAGGCGGAGCUACCGGCCUCCCUUCACAAGACACCCUGCUGCGCACAGCAGCAACAGCAGCAGCAGAGGGAGCAGCAUUGGAGACAACUACACAGACAGCAGCAGCAGCAGCAGAACCAGCAGCCCCAGCGCUCGCAGAGGUUCUGCUGCAGCCGGAAGCAGCGCUCUCCGCGUGAAGCAACCCGCGGCAGCAGCAGCCGCUGCUGCUGCUGCCGCUGCAGCAGCAGCAGCAGCAGACGUGGCGCAGAUGAAGGCUCGAAAGAAACUUAGGGAACAAGAAAAACGCCAGCGACAAGCAGCAGCAGCAGCAGGAGCAGCAGCUGCAGCGCAGAUCGUGGGGCUGCCAGUGAGUGCGCAGGAUGCGAGUGAAGCAGUCACAACUGCAACAGCAGCAGCGACAGCUGCAGCAACUGCAGCAACAACAGCAACAGCAACGGCAGCAAGUUCAAGCGAUGCAGCAGCAGCAACAGCAGCAGCACGGCAACAGCUGCAGCAGCAGCAGCAGAAGGAGCAGGAGCUGGUGGAGCUGAGCCAGGUGCUGCCUCCAGCGUCUUCUAUUGUGCAGAUAUCACCCGCAGCGGCACCUUUAGCAACAGAAGCAACAACAGCAACGACAGCAGCAGCAGCAAGUGCUGCUGUCCCCUUCACCGUGAGGAGGAGACAGUUGUGGCAGUACGGCGUGAGGCUGCGGUUUUGCGAGCGGUGCUGCAUGUAUCAGGUGCGCAGCUGCAGCAGUAGCAGCAGCAGCAGCAGUACAACACCAGCAGCAGCAACAGCAGCAGCAACAGCACCAGUAGCAGCACCAGCAGCAGCAGCAGCAGCAACAGCAUCAAAAGCAGUAGCAGCAAUGUAUGCUCACCUGCAAUUGUCCUUUGCUGCAGCCGCUGAGGACGAAGCACUGCGCAGACUGCGGUGUCUGCAUCCGCACCCAUGA
Eimeria acervulina is the source of this 2673-nucleotide messenger RNA. RefSeq names its product zinc finger DHHC domain-containing protein, putative. The transcript is spliced from 2 exons. Bases 1 to 2673 code for a protein of 890 amino acids. NCBI's taxonomy places the organism in Eukaryota, Apicomplexa, Conoidasida, Eucoccidiorida, Eimeriidae. Gene Ontology annotation, cellular component: nucleolus; nucleoplasm. The record is from RefSeq and is a predicted model, not a curated record.